UUAUCCUUCCUUCCUUCGUCUUCAACAAACGAUAUCUCUCACUUUUAAUUGAAGAACUAUUACACCGAUUUUCUCCACAAACCACUGCUCUAACCGCCCCGACUUCAACCCCCUCAACCCCCUCAACCCCCUCAACCCCACCAUGACCUCACCGUCGGAAACAAACAACAAUCUAGAUGACAUCUUCGGCUCCUCCCCACCCCACGAAGAGCAUGUUCGCACAGUCAACACAAAUCCCAACGCGGACCUCUCAGAACUCCCCUCCCUUCGCCGUCAACACGUCACCGCCGGCUACCGCGACGGUGUGUCAGCAUCCAAGGGCGAACAUGUCCAAGCCGGCUUCGACGCGGGCUUCCCCAUCGGCGCACAGCUGGGUAUGCGGGCUGGAACAGUACUGGGGAUUCUCGAAGGCUUACUCCGCGGGUAUGAGAGUCGCACAGCGUCGGCUGUUGUGAAGAAGCCCGGCGCACGGGGUGGGGCAAGUUCAACACCGACAGAGAGCGAGGAAGAAGUCAAGGCACGGCUAGAAAAGCGGGAGAAGAUCUUAAAGCUCUACCAAUCAGCCGUGAAGGACCUGGAUGUCCAAGCAGUGUUCGCGGGGCUGGAUGGGACGAAUGACGGGUUAAAGCCUGAGGAGAAGUUAAGGGCACUUGGGGACGCGGCCGUGUCACCCUGGGAGGGUAAGGUACAUGUCGCGGAGUGGGAGGCGAACAUGGACGCGCUUGAGCCGAAGAAUAUGGACGCGGAGAAGGGGCAGGAAGGGGAGGGACGCAGCUAAUGUUGGGAAUCUCUUUCUGCAUUGAGCUCCCGUUGACUUUUCUUUGUCUUUCCCUUGUUCCGACCGCUGACAGGGCCAAAUCCCUAUUUCGUGGCGAGGGUGUCUCACCUGGGCUUUCGUCCCUUGCGGUUGGGAGGGAGAUUUUCCCUGG
Molecule: messenger RNA, 929 nt
Organism: Aspergillus alliaceus
Lineage: Eukaryota; Fungi; Ascomycota; Eurotiomycetes; Eurotiales; Aspergillaceae
Product: Yae1 family protein
Exons: 1
Coding region: 143-778 (211 amino acids)
Source: RefSeq, a predicted model, not a curated record